Molecule: messenger RNA, 9954 nt
Organism: Diorhabda carinulata
Lineage: Eukaryota; Metazoa; Arthropoda; Insecta; Coleoptera; Chrysomelidae
Product: CTD small phosphatase-like protein 2
Exons: 5
Coding region: 146-1600 (484 amino acids)
Molecular function (GO): phosphoprotein phosphatase activity
Source: RefSeq, a predicted model, not a curated record
AGACAAUCGAAUGGGCCGCCAUUUUGAUAAAGUGCUUUGUGUUUAAUGUUACCGUAAAGUUAUUGGAAUGAUAAUAAACGCUUUGGACAACACUUAAUUGAUUGGAAUCAAGUCUUCGGUUUUUACGGUUGCAUGGCUAAGCAUAAUGUGGUUGCGUAGUGAAAAACGAAACAGAGGAUUCUCCAAAUUUUCUUUAACAGUGAAUAAAUCUAAAAAAUCGGCGAGAAAAACGGGCUGGGUUCCUAAAUCUAGAACACUAUCAUUAUAUAAAAAUUGUAUAAAAAGUGUUAACAAGAAGUUCAUAAAAGAAAAAGAACCUAAGAAACCAAAAAUUUCUGAAGAAUGUAAAGAAAAUUAUCAAUCACAAGUAGUCCCUCAAUUAUACGAAGAAGGGACUCAAACUAUUGAAACUUUAAAUAAUGUCCCUCCUGCUAGUGAUAUGUCAGCAACCAAUAUAUGUUAUGAAUACUAUGAAAAUACACCAUCUGGUCCCAGUUCUUAUGAAACCCAACCUGAAAUGAUUAAUACUGACCUUCCGAAAGAGAUAGAAUAUUCCACCAUUGAAUUAAAUACUAUAGAAAAUAUUAGUUAUAGUGAAAAAUUACAAUAUCACAUCGCGGAGAAAAAAACUUGUGAUUAUCAGAAAGACAAGUACCCAUAUAACAUGUUUGCAGAAAAGAUUUGCGAAACUAUGUAUUAUGAGUAUCCUUCUAUGAAAAAUGAUUACCCCGAAUUGCAAAUAGAUAUUAAUGAUCUUAAUAAUGUCAAUACCCAAGACUUUACUAAUAUGUUGGAUGAAGAAAUGACUAAGGAUGUUAAUAUGCAAAAUGUGUAUGAUUAUACUACAUUGUAUUCCUCAAAUUUGCCCGAUAACCAUAUGAUAACAAGUGUUUCUUCUCAAGAAGUUGAAAGAUUAGAUAGACAACCCGAACACAUUGAAGUUGAAGAUACUUGGGAUGCUUUCGAUCCAUAUUUAUUUAUUAAACAUCUGCCUCCUUUGACUUGUGAAAUGAGAUCAAAAUGUCCAGCUUUGCCUUUAAAAACCAGAUCCAGUCCUGAAUUUAGUUUGGUAUUAGAUUUAGAUGAAACGUUGGUGCAUUGCAGUCUCCAAGAACUCAAAGAUGCCAGCUUCCAUUUUCCAGUACUAUUUCAAGAUUGUUCAUAUACAGUUUACGUAAGAACAAGGCCAUUUUUUAAGGAAUUUAUGGAGAAGGUGUCCCAAAUGUUCGAAGUUAUACUUUUCACCGCAUCUAAAAGAGUAUAUGCAGAUAAACUACUCAAUUUGCUAGAUCCGGAGAGAAAAUGGAUAAAAUAUAGACUUUUUAGAGAACAUUGUGUUUGCGUGAAUGGUAAUUACAUUAAGGACCUCUCUAUACUUGGUAGGGAUCUGUCGAAGACCAUUAUUAUUGAUAACUCUCCACAAGCAUUUGGUUACCACUUGAAUAAUGGGAUUCCUAUUGAAAGCUGGUUUGAAGACAGAAGUGAUUCUGAACUCAUGAAAUUGAUACCGUUCCUAGAAAGUUUGGUAACAGUGAAAGAAGACGUCAGACCGCACAUUCGAAACAAAUUCAAGCUUUUUAGCUACCUACCUCCCGAUUAAAAUAUAUAAGCAUAGACAAUCCUGUUUUCGAAAAUUUAACAUGUAAUACUCUGUACUUUUCGUUUAUGUUUCAAAGUACUGGCUAACUCUUAUGUCAUGUGCCUUUUUGGAUCAAUGCAAAAAUAUUUAGGGGAUUUUAAAAAGUCAUCAAUAUCAUCAUAAAACUAAAUAAAAUAUAAAUACUAUGGUGGAUAAUGGAAAGGAAAAACAAGUUCAUAUGUAAUAUGAAUUUUUAGAAAUAAAUAUAUAAUCAAUAUCUAAAAUCAUGAACUAAAAUAGGAGAUUAAAAAAGACCUGCUACAAAGAAAUAUAGAUUCGAUGAUAAUAUUAAAUAAAAGUGUUUUUCAUGUUAAAAAAUAUAGUCCAGUAUCAUCAAAAUAAAAAAUAAUAAAAAACGGACAAUUUAAUAAUUUACUAACAAAUGCAGUGAUAUUGAUUAUUGAUUAUUGAAACAGAGUUGAGAAAGAUGAGUCGUUUAUUUCGAAAAUGGCCUAACUCCAUUUAUCUUCAAAUCGAGAUAUUCAUGGGUUUGCGUUUCAAUUUAGGAUACGAUAUAAUAUUAAUUUAACGUAAUGGUUAUUCGAAUAACGCAAUUGUCCAAAAUCUGAGGUUAACUUGUAAAUACUAAUUAAUUAAAAUCAAUGCUAUCACUAGUAAAUAUCAAAAUUUAAGUAGAAAUGAAGUUAGGCCUCUUUCAAUCUAAACCGUUCAAUGAUUGAACUAACUCUGAAAACUUAUGUGUCAAGAAUUUGCUUGCAAUGAAGAAAACUAAAAUGCUUUACUGAUUAAAACAUGAAGUUGUACAUUAAGGUGUCCGUUAUUUCCCAAAUUGGAUUUUGUUCUGCAAACACCCCUCAAAUUUUUAGGUUAUGACCUAAAAAAUAUAUCAGACCCAAACCAACCCUUAAUAUUCACAUUAACCAGUGUUUAUAUCAUAAUACAUUUCCCAUUUAAAUAACAUGGGAUUUUUGCAGUUUAUUUUUUUCCACCAAAACAAUUGUAGCUAAAAGCACACUAUUUUCGAUUGAGCCGAAAAAAUAUUACAAUAGUCAGAAUAGUAGGUUAUUACAAAAUUAGCGUUUGGAUAGAUAUUUUAAAUUAUGUAGAUUGAAAUUUAAUUAAAUACUUUGUACUUAAAUUGGUGACUUUUUAAAAAUCCUCUAAUUGAAAUGAUAAUACUGUACAAGGUGAGAUUUUCUUUUGAGGUUGUUGAUUGUGAACAGUUGUGCAAUAAUUGGUAAAAUGUGAUGAUUAAAUUGGUUUUUAGAGAGUUAUGAACAAUGUAUCACUUGUACAGCGUUGGUCAGUAUUUUAUUUAAAAGAUCUUUUUUAAAACGUAUAAAAAUAGUUUAGAACUGUACUGUAAAGUUCUUAUAAAAAAUGUAUAUAGAAGAAAAGAAUUAGUUAUCUAGGUUUCUUGUUAACACAAGAAAAAAUGUCGGAUCCAUAGAUGAUUAGUUGCAAUAAUAUGCACAAAACUUUAUUUGUUGUUUGUUAUUUUAGGAUUAGUUAUAAGUAUUAUAUUUCUAUGUUGUAAUAUUUUAUAUUUUAUUACAUUAAUCUCAUUUUCCAAAAACAAGUAUUCGAAUAGUCUGUUAAUUUUUGAACUUGUUUAUUUGCACUGUUUAUUAGUUAUAGUUGCAUUUUUACAAAUUAAUCCAAUUAACAAAUUGAAAAUCCCGAAAAUAGAGAAAAUACGAGGAUGGUCCCAGAACUACCUAGCCCAAUAAAGAAAACACAAAAAUGUUUUUUUACGUAAUCUCCUUUUUUACCCCAUACACUUUCCCCGCCGUUGUUCAAUAAAUUCAGAACCUUUUUUAUAACAAGAAUCGUCAGGCUCCACAAAAUAACCUUUAACCGCCAACAUCACCUCUUCACUGUUGAAAAAUCUUUAACUAGCGAGUCAUUUUUUCAAGUCUGGGAACAGAAAAUGAUCCGAGAGGGCUAAAUCUUGCGAAUAAUGUGCAUGAGGUAGCAUUUAAAAGUUAAUUCAUUAAUUUUGGCCAUUACAAUUACGGAUGUGUGAGCUGGUGGAAUGUCUUGAUGAAACAACACUUUCUUCUUAGCCAAAUGCGGGCGUUUUUGCUUGAUUUCUUCACUCAAACAUUUUAUCCAUGGUUAUGAAACGGCGAAAAAAUUCGGCGUUAUUUCUGUGAAACGUUGCCAAAUACUCGAUGAAAACAUCUUCACCACGCUGUUUUUGUUCUAUUGUGAGCGGCACCCAUCUUGCGCACAGCAUUCCAUGUCCAAAUUUUCAGUCAAUAUGUGAUGUACUGCACAUUUUAAAAUGCCUUAGCACUUUUAGUCUACAAUCGCUUUGUGAAUUUUCUGGAGUCGUCACGUCUUUUGGUCGACUACUGCUAUGUUGGUUUUCGUCAUACGGCCUCGUUUAAACUCUGUUGCCCAAUAUUUUACUGUUUAUUAAGAAGAUACAGUCUCGCCCAAAGUAGAAUCUAGUUCAGCUUUUAUAUUGGUUGGGCUAAUGCCUUUCAAAUAUAAGUAUUGUAUAACAUAACGAUGACCAAUGCUUUCCAUGUUUCCACAAAUUCGAGGAAACGUUCAAUAUUCAUGGCUGCCAAACAAAUACUAAACAAUGUGACGUCGUCAAACUUGAAGCAUAGUAUAUAGAUUGUGUACACUUUUUAAUACAGUGGUAUUUUUCAAGUAACUAUUGCCUAUGCUAGAGACCAUCCUCGUACGUGCAAUAUCUAAUUUUAUCUCGAACAAUGUCUUGAAAAAAUUAGGAAAACUGUUUUUCAUUAUCAUCAUGCUUCUAUGACGGCGGAUGAGGGUCUGUUUGUCGGCGAUUUCGUGGCGGUAUUUUCCUGUAGCUGGUAAACUCUCCUGUUAUUGGCUACUUUCAUGUCGAAGUGGUAGUUGACAGGAAAGAAGAAAUCCCGGAAGGCGGUUCAGAAAGCUUGCCAGCUGGCUAAAUAUUUGUGGUGGUUCUGGAACUGAAGCGCAGGCAAUCCGUGUAGAAGUUCCGGCAUAGCUUGCAAAAGCCGGUCCGGUGAGAUGCCUUGAGAAUCACGGAUGACAUAUUGCGAUGUCAUGAGGCCCCCUGAAGUGUUUGCGAUGGUUUUCAGCUCUCUCAAACGUCGGAAUCAUUUUAACAACUCCAAAAUGGCCUCAACUUUUCUCAUUCAAUAGAGUCUAUACACCAUAAAAAUGACAAAUACUGGUUUAUCUUGAACAAGACAUUCGAGUACCAUAUGUUAAAUAAAGACUAAUGCACUUUGUGCAGGUACUGCACGACCAAUAUAAUUACCAAGGGCGUGUUCGCCACCCGUUCUGUAUACCGUAUUAACCAUUUAAAUCUUCUAUUUUCUCCUAAAAUAGUAUUAAAUAUUGGCCAUUAUAGUAGCCGCGGUAUAUUUUUAUGCCUUUUUGUGCCCAUUAUAAUCGACGUUCGAACUCAACAUGAUAAGACGAAAUUUCCUUCAAAAUUAUUGUUAUUUAACAGUUUUUUUAUCAUUAUGUAAAUUUUUCUGUACUGAAAAACGGUUAUGAUGUAUUUUUCUAGACAUUAUUCCUGACUAAUGAGCUGUGGCACGCAUUUUCAAGAGCUUUAUUACUAUUUUUUACUGUAUUUAAUUAUGAACUAGAUUAGACAAAAAAACUCUCAAGUAGGGUCUCGACAUACCCAAGACGAAUAUUACUAUGUAUGAUUUGAUGCUGUUAAUGUCCAACACAAAAUAUAUGUGUACUUUCAACCUAAAUAUUACUGAAACUUUUUAUUAACCCUAGGUAACGGGACAUAUUUUGGAACACACCAUUACGUAUUUUACGACGGUAGUACAUACUAGGGCUGGGCAGUUAUCAAAAAAUAUAAACGAUUAUUUUCGAUUAAUCGAAAAUAAUCGAUCAAUCCAAAAUAAUCGAAAAAUCAGAAAUAAUCGAUUAAUCGAAAAUCCGAAAUAAAGCUUGAAAAGAAGGAUUGUGGUUUGAUUCCUACAAGAAACAAGAUGAAGAUCGAGUAUACCACCAGGAACAUGCAGAAGUCACUAUGGUUUGGUUCCCAAUAAAAACAAAUCAAAUAAUGAACCUACAGAAGAUAUUUGGAAGUAAGAUUCUGAUAUUGAAUUAUGUUGGUAUGUUGAAGAAUUAUUCAGAAAAUAAAUUUUUUAAUCGUUAAAUUGAUUAUUAUAUUAUUUGAUUAUUUUAACGAUUGUACGAAAAAUAGUGUGUAUGGCAUAGCCGCGAAACUUUUUAAAGACCUCAAGAUUAUCGUAUCGAUAUUUUUAUAUUUUUCGACUAUUUGGUUAUUUUCGAUUAAUCGAUUACCGAUUAUUUUUAAAAAUAUAUAUCGAUUAAUUGAUCAUCUGAUUAGUCUAUUAUUUUUCGAUUUACCGAUUAUUUUGCUCACCCCUAGUAUAUACCCGCAUUUUACGAAAAUUUAGAAAAUGAGAAAACAAAAUAUAAAUAAAAAGUUCAAAUUUCUAUUCAUUUUAUACAAUUGUCUCCGCUCUGCUUCUAGCAGAUCGGGUUCACGUUUUCCACGUUGUUGUCGUCUGUCUUUUUUGACUUUGGCAGUAGAAACACAUUUUGCGGUUUUCAUAAUCCAUAAUUUUCAUAUUUCUUCUUCUAAUUCAGCCUGAGAUAAUUGCCGUUUUGAAGCCAUUCUGCUGAAACGACAUAUUUUCAGAACACCAUAAGUAAAAAUAAUAAAUAAUUACUUACAUGUCUCCUAAAUAUUAGCAAAACCGCCGUUCACAAUAUGAAACCAAAAAAGCUCGCGUUAAAACUAAUCAACAUAUAUAAGGGACUAUCGUAAAAUUGAAGGAUAGAGUACAAAAAUCUGCGAUUCAAUUGACAAUAAUGCGAUGUUUCGACCACUGGAGUCUAGCUACCAACUAAAUAUUAAUGUACCGAAAGUCUUGCCCCAGUGCGAUAUCCGGAAACAAACGAAAUAUUAGAACUAUUCACCAUCGUAAAUUUUACGAAUUUCGCAUUAUCUAGGGUUAAUGUUAUUAAAUAUUUGUUUUGUUCCCACUAUGUGCACCAAUGAAACACUAGAGAGCGCUCAAUCCGACAGUCUCUGUAUUACACGCACGAUCCCUAUAGCAAAAUAGUUUGAUAUUCAUUACUGCCGUGACAUCUUCUAAUCGAUAGCUUAAAUAAUGUAAAAUAGUACAGAAUACUGCAUGCCUUUUAAAAAGACAGUAAUAUCUAGGAUAAUAAUUGAUUCACAAUAUUUGCAAAAAUCUGAUUGGGUAUAACUCUAUUUGAAAGUCGCUUCAUUCGAUUUAGUUUUAUUUUAAUUCGUUAUUUUAUUCAAAGUGAAAUAAGGUGGAGCUUCAUUUUGCAUUAUUUAAAAUCUGUCUCUAAUACAUGUAACCAUUGUUUAUAGAGAAUGUUCAAAAUAUUUAUUUCAUUGUCCGUAUCAAUAUAUGAGCAAUUUUUAAGUAAUUAAAUGUCUUGAACAUCGUAUUGAUAGAUUUUUAAUAUUACCGAUAAAGAAGUAGAUGAAAUAUUGUAUAUCAGCAUAAAGCACUUUUGAUGAAUAUUUAUUUUUGUUUAUAUUAAGAUAUUACCUAGCAUCUAGGUAAAAAGGAAUAUUUAGGUUCAAGUUAGAAUAUUGAAGAAUCGUAUGUCAUGAUAAUCAAAAUGUUUUUGUUGGUCUCAUAUUUAUUAGUUGGCAUUUUUUUAUGUUUCUGUGAUGUUUUUUUCUUGUUCCCUAUUUUUUACUAAGGUCACAGACUAAUCUGAUAAAUUAACACAUUGUCGACAGAUUUAGCCAAACUUUUCCAAUGUCAUCAUUGCCAGUCCAAAUUUUUGUCACAUCUCUUAAUAUUUUCUAGAAAGUAUUAAUCAGCCUGUUGAAAUUAUACAAUUACUUCAUAUCUCAAACUGAGAUUUCCACAGAAGUUUCAUAUUUGAAAAAUGAUAAAACUUGCUAAUACUUACAAUAGCUUCCGGUGCCCACCGCUACAAAUGUAUUUUUACAUUUUCUGUUUCGAAACCACGUUUUCUAUCAGUUAAUUUCUGCGUUUGAAAGGAAUACUCGACAGAUUUUUUAUAUACAUGUCAUUAGGUGUAUACAUGUUAUUUGAUGUAUUCGCUAUUCAAAAAUUCAUUUGCACGUCAUGAUAUGUAUUGGUUCUCUUAUUGAAUUUUAGUAUUUAUUAAUUGUCCUUUCAAUGAUAGAGUUCAAGUUGGUAUCAUGUUUCAGCUUCUAAUUCUACUUUUACAUUUGAUCUAUAAGGAAUCGGCUAAAUUUAGUGACUAAUGAUACGAACAGUAUAAAUGUUUUCAAUAUCUUCGAUGAAUGACUGCAAGAAUACUAAAGUUCUUCCAAUAUUAAUUUCAGAUUAUAAAAACAUUUCUUAAUUUGGUACGAGUGCCGUACGUAUUUAUGAAAUAUAAGUUGUUCCUCGCAUAACUGUCUUCUGUAAUUUAUAUUGGAAGAACUAUUAACUGCUGCCAUAAACUACUAUUAGAGAAUGCAUUUGAAACAGUCUUUUAUAUUAUCAACAGCUGCAGUACUUGAAUAGUUUGAGUUUCUUGUUUAUUUAAUCUCACAAGGUAGCACAUUACCUACUAAUACCUUCCGAAGCAUUGUGUAAGAAUGUAUUCAGAAUAUUUUUACAAAACCAUUUGAGUGUCUUUUAUCUUUUCUCAGAUCUAGAGCUGAAUGUUUUAUUACAUGCACAUACAAAAGUUUAUGACAGACAGUUAGCACUCAUAGAAUCAUUUGUCGAAGUCUUUGAAAAUUUUAAUUGUUAUUGUAAUGCAAUUUGAAACAAUCAAUUUUAUUAUGUAAAGUUACAUAUAAUAAAUAUACAGUAGACUCUCGAUUAUCCGAGAUACUUGGGACCGGGACCUCCUCGGAUUCGGGAAAACUCUGAAAAUACGAAGUUCAGUUAUGGUAAAAAAGACGUAAAACCCCGUGAAAAGUUAUAAAACUGGUUUAUUUGAAGCAAAAACAUAUUACAGACCUGUAAGCGAGUGGACAUAUUAUUUCUUAAAAAAGUCUUUGGUCGUCUUUUUAGACUUAGACCUCUUACCUCGAUUGAACGAUGCAAAGUUGCACCAACGCUGUAGAGACAGUUCUUAUGAAAUUCAAGCGCCUUAGUGUGCGUUCACAUUGCAACCCAUCGCGCCGCUCGAGCUUCGAUCUUGUUCGUUUUUUUGAGCGGCAUCGCCUUUGUGGUGCGCUCAUGUCGAGCGAUGCGGCUUUUGCGAUGUCAUCGCGCGCGUUGUCCUGUUCAAAUUGGUUAAGCGUCGUUUUAGUUAUUUUCUAACUUUCGAACCAAAAGGACUUAAUGAAUUUGGUAUCCAAACGAUUAUUACUUAUAGAAAGUACACGACUGCAAAGGCUAAUUUUAAAGAAAAGCAAAAUAAUACAAGGCGUUCAUGAACUUAAUAGAAAUAGACUUGCUUAUGGUGAAUUCCAUCACCUUUAUCAUGAACUUCGCACUGAUCCAAUAAGAUUUUUUCAGUUUUCAAGAAUAUAAUGGGUAUGCAAUACAACAAAACGUUUAGGUAAUAUAAAUAUAUAUUUAUUUACCUGGAACUCCUACAGUUUGUGAUAAUUCAUCCCAUAAUUUUGCUACCAUUUUCCUGUCUUUGUAGGAACGGUGUCUAUCAUUCCAAAGAGCUGGCCUGGUUUGAAUUUCCGAUAUUAAUAACUCAUGAUCAAUAAUCUCAUUUUGCGACGUCAUUUGAUUAAAACUGGACAAACUGCGCGAUGCGUUGCAUCGCAGAUGUUGAGUGGUGGUCUUUUGCAAUGUGAAAACAUCCAUUUAAAGUCUAUAACCAGAAAGAUUUCUAGCACCGCAUCGUUCGACGCUCACUGCUUGAGCGUUGCCAAUGUGAACGCACACUUAGACUGUAGCAUCGGCCUACUCAUAGGACUGCCUAUCCCUCGAAGCUGGGAGAACCACAAAAAAAAAAGGACUUCACACGUCUGCUCCUAGGCACCUUUCUUCAAAGUCUGGACUACGGCUCGACGGCUGUUGUUAUUUUAAUAUAAACAAAUAACCAUCGCGGUUCUCCAUAGAUGUCUCGAUAUUAAGACAGGCUCGGUUAAUCGAGACUCGCAUAACCGGGAGUUUACUGUAUGUAUACACUUAAAACAACUAUUAAUAAUUAUGUAUGCCUUGAUAGACAUUUGAAUGUUUUGGUUAGGUUAGGAUACAUUGAUAAAAUGUAAAAGCUGAGGUGUAUUUUGUAUCCACAGUCGAUGAUUUAUGUUUUCUUAAAAAGGAUUUGAGUAUAUAUUCUUUACAUGGGAAAUGUUUUAUUUUAAUCUAAAAGUAGGACUAAUUUUUAUUGUUAUUCAUAUAUAUCUUGUUUUGCUGUUAUUUCUAAUGGAUUUGUAGAAUUUACCAUAAUAAAGUUUACAAAAUCAA